CUGCACAGAGCGUUUGGUAACAACCUCAAGGCACACAAUCAUUUUUCAAGCAGCAAAGCAGGUAUUAGCUCUCAUAUGGACUUCGCCGCCCAGUCCAGCUAGAGAAGAGAAAGGCAUGGCGUCGGCAGGCCAACCGGAUUGCCGAGUGGAACGAUCUCAACAAGAAAUCUCGGUGAUCGCAGCUAGAGACUGUGCCUUGAUUUCGACCCAUACGCACUCACUCACUCACUUACUCGCUCACUCACUCACUUGAGGUUUCAUUAUUGUCUUGCUAGAUUCUCAUUCAUAUUGGUCGACUAAUCGAGCCCUCGCCGUGUCUUCACUCCUUUACUUUCCCAACGACGGGUUUAAAUCGACCUGCACGAGCUGCGUGAAAUUCCCUAUCCACCUUCGACCCUUCGCGAACCCUAAGCUUCCACCAUGGACUUUUUCAAGAAAGCGGUACCUUCUCCUCCAGCGGAGCCGGUCCAUGUGUUGCAACCCAUCCACCCCUUCUAUCCGGUCGGAGUCGAGAUCGCGAAUUUCAUCGCCAAUGACAAGACGGUCUCUCAACUGCUUUCUGCCUUUGCGGUCGGCUGUGCUGCUGUUCUCGGAGCUACGUGGCUGCUCACAGGGAGAUUGGCACCACGUCUGAAAGCUACGGACAAGGCGAUAGUGCUGUGGUUUUGCUUGUCUGGAACAAUACAUCUCUUCUUUGAAGGAUACUUCUGCUACAACCAUACUCGGAUGGGAGGAGCCCAGGACCUCUUCGGGCAGCUUUGGAAGGAAUACGCGCUGUCCGACUCAAGAUACCUGACCUCUGACCCCUUUGUGCUCUGCAUGGAAACCAUCACAGCCAUUUGCUGGGGUCCUCUUUCCUUCCUGAUGAUCUACUUCAUCAUCACUUCCCACCCGCUGCGCUAUCCUCUUCAAGCGGUCGUCUCAUUGGGUCAGGUAUACGGCGACGUGCUCUACUACGCUACAAGCUUGUUCGAUCACUACUACAAGGAACUGACAUAUUGUCGACCGGAGGCAUAUUAUUUUUGGUUCUACUUUUUCUUCAUGAACUUUAUCUGGAUUGUCAUUCCUGGAUGCCUACUAGCAGAUAGCAUAAUGACCACAACCAGAGCGUUCAAGGCGUUGGAUCGAAUUUCACACUCAUUACAAGGCAACGGCGCAGUCAAGAAGCCCAGAGAGAAUGGACACGUCAAGCGUGCAUAAUUGGGUACACAGGACUGGAAGAUGGUCCAAUAGAGGAUGAUGAUAGAAUGCAAAGAGUGGCUACAUGCGGUCCUGGAAAUGCAUGCUCAGCCCAAAAGAAAUACGACUCCUGUGCGAGAAUCAUAGAAUUUUGUUUCUGUAGACGCCAGACAAGUGCAUCAAUGUACGGUGAUGAUCUCACACAUGGCAUUUGAGAUAGCCAUUUACCGAAAAGAAAUCUUGACCAAUUGAGA
Messenger RNA from Exophiala xenobiotica, 1433 nucleotides. RefSeq lists its product as uncharacterized. Gene Ontology annotation, molecular function: steroid Delta-isomerase activity; C-8 sterol isomerase activity; cholestenol delta-isomerase activity. Gene Ontology annotation, cellular component: endoplasmic reticulum; membrane. The transcript is spliced from 4 exons. The record is from RefSeq and is a predicted model, not a curated record. NCBI's taxonomy places the organism in Eukaryota, Fungi, Ascomycota, Eurotiomycetes, Chaetothyriales, Herpotrichiellaceae. Bases 421 to 1200 code for a protein of 259 amino acids. Gene Ontology annotation, biological process: sterol biosynthetic process.